AUGAGUGCUGACGCCGGGCAGCUCCCGGCCCAGGCGGCUGGGAUGCCCCUCUGGACCGUAUCCAGCUGGGCCGCCUCUGAGGUGCCCCCCAACACCAGCGCAGCCACGGGGGAGGCUGGUCAGCAGCAGGGGCUGGCAGAGUGGGGCGGCAAGGCAGGUGAGAUCGCGGGCAUGGUGGUGAUCCAGUGCAUCUACGCCCUGGUGUGCUUGCUGGGGCUACUGGGCAACUCCCUGGUGAUCUUCGUCAUUCUGCGCUACGCCAAGAUGAAGACGGCCACCAACAUCUACCUGCUCAACCUGGCCAUCGCCGAUGAACUCUUCAUGCUCAGCAUCCCCUUCGUGGCCACGUCGGCCGCCCUGCACCACUGGCCCUUUGGCCGGGCCCUGUGCCGCACUGUGUUGGGUGUCGAUGGGCUCAACAUGUUCACCAGCGUCUUCUGCUUGACCGUCCUCAGCCUGGACCGUUACAUCGCGGUGGUGCACCCGCUGCGAGCAGCCACCUACCGCCGUCCUCGGGUGGCCAAGAUAGUCAACGGGGGGGUGUGGCUCCUUUCUUUGCUAGUGGCUUCACCCAUCCCUAUCUUUGCCGGUACGGCAACCACACGUGAUGGCCAGGCGGUGGCCUGCAACCUUCUGUGGCCAAGCCCGGCCUGGUCGGCCGCUUUUGUGGUCUACACCCCCUUGCUGGGCUUCCUGCUGCCGGUGUUGGCCAUGGGGCUGUGCUACCUGCUGAUCGUUGGCAAGAUGCGGGCAGUGGCACAGCGGGUGGGCUGGCAGCAACGCCGGCGCUCCGAGGGCAAGCUGACACGGCUGGUGCUGAUGGUGGUUGCCAUGUUUGUGGUCUGCUGGAUGCCCUUCUACGUGGUGCAGUUGGUCAACCUCCUGUUGCCCGGCCGCCUGGAUUCCACCGUCAACAACGCCUCCCUCAUCCUCAGCUACUCCAACAGUUGCGCCAACCCCAUCCUCUAUGGCUUCCUCUCCGAAAAUUUCCGUCACUCCUUCCACGGCGUGCUGCGCCGCUGCCUCGACGCCAGCCUCUGCUGCUGCCACACCGGGUCGGGGGAUGCCAAGGAGGAGGAUGAGGAUGACGAAGAGCCCCUCGACUACUGCGCCGCGCCCCGAGGGGACGACAAGGGCAAGGGCUGCAUGUGUCCCCCCCUGCCCUGCCAGCAGGAGCCUGUACACCCCGAGCCCUGCUGCAAGCCCGGACCCCUCCUCACAAAGACCACCACCUUCUAG
Messenger RNA from Eurypyga helias (sunbittern), 1239 nucleotides. It is a transcript of the gene SSTR4, whose product is annotated as somatostatin receptor 4. Bases 1 to 1239 code for a protein of 412 amino acids. NCBI's taxonomy places the organism in Eukaryota, Metazoa, Chordata, Aves, Eurypygiformes, Eurypygidae. The transcript has a single exon. Gene Ontology annotation, biological process: cellular response to glucocorticoid stimulus; neuropeptide signaling pathway. Gene Ontology annotation, molecular function: somatostatin receptor activity; neuropeptide binding. Gene Ontology annotation, cellular component: membrane; neuron projection. The record is from RefSeq and is a predicted model, not a curated record.